Molecule: messenger RNA, 387 nt
Organism: Gossypium arboreum
Lineage: Eukaryota; Viridiplantae; Streptophyta; Magnoliopsida; Malvales; Malvaceae
Product: probable inactive ATP-dependent zinc metalloprotease FTSHI 1, chloroplastic
Exons: 3
Coding region: 48-338 (96 amino acids)
Source: RefSeq, a predicted model, not a curated record
GAAUCAACUUAUUGUUGAAUCAAUUUCUGAGCUUCAGAAAAAGGGCAAUGAGAUUGAAUGAAAGUGAUCUUUUAAGAGAGUACACUGGACAACGAUAUGAAAUUGAGACGCCCAUGACGUCUUGGGUGGGUAAAAUACCAGAGGAUCCUCAUCCAGUGGCACCUUCCAUAUCCAGCAGAGUGAUGGUAGAGCUUGGAAUGGUGAUCGCUGUAAUUAUUGCCGUAGCAGCUCUUGUUGUAGGGUUUCUAGCAGUUGCUGCAUUUGUUGUCACCAGUUUUAAAUUUAAAUGUAUUAAAUUACAUAUUAAAUUACAUAUUGAAUUAAUGUUUAUGUAUUAAAUUUAAAUUCAUUAAUUUUUAUAUUUAAAGUUAAAAUUUUAAUAGAAAA